Molecule: messenger RNA, 870 nt
Organism: Closterium sp. Naga37s-1
Lineage: Eukaryota; Viridiplantae; Streptophyta; Zygnematophyceae; Desmidiales; Closteriaceae
Source: the annotation of a GenBank genome assembly
AUGCUCGCGGGGCUCACAGCGCGGCGCUCCUCGAGGGGAGUCGCAGCCGCGCGCUCCGCCGUCGCGCGCUGGACUGCCGUAGCAGCAACGCCUCUCCUAUCCGCACACGCGCCACCCGCCUCGCCCAUCCUCCCUCCCCCCGCACCUCCCUCCCUCUCCACUCCCGCCUCCACCACCCCCCAUUCCCACCCCCUUCUCUCCUCCUCCUCCUCCCCCCACUCCCCCCUCUUCACUCAAUCCAUCCCCUUCACCGUCCGCCCCCUCAUCCCCACGCCUCUCCCCACCUCCUCCCCCACAGCCGCCCUCCCCUUCACCCCCACGCGCACCUUCGUGCAGCUGCGCACCAACCUCCAAGUCGCCGACAACUCGGGCGCGCGCCGCGUGCAGUGCAUCAAAGUCCUGCGCGGGCGCGCGCCCAACGCGGCGGGCCUGGGCGACGUGAUCAUCGCGUCGGUGAAAGACGCGGAGCCGCGGGGGAAGGUGCGCAAGGGGGAGGUGGUGACGUGCGUGGUGGUGCGCGCCGCCACGCACCACAAGCGCAAGGACGGCACCGAGGUGCGGUUCGACGGGCCGGCCGCCGUGGUGAUCAGCAAGGCGGGGGAGCCGGUGGGGACGAGAGUGUUUGGGCCGGUGCCGCAUGAGCUGCGGGCACGCAAGAUGCUGAAGUGGGCACUUGCCAUUGCUGCGUCCACGUGCAGCAGUGGUGAGGGGGUGAUUGUCUGGAAGGGUAGGCAGGGGACUAGAGUGUUUGGACCGGUGCUGCAUGAGUUGAGCGCACGCAAGAUGCUGAAGCUGCUCACCCUCGCGCAACACGUCAUGAGCAGUUACACUGGGCAGGGCACACGCUGUGUGAUGGAGGUGGCAUUCUGA